This is a messenger RNA of Oncorhynchus tshawytscha (Chinook salmon), 4293 nucleotides long. RefSeq names its product vacuolar protein sorting-associated protein 13C-like. The record is from RefSeq and is a predicted model, not a curated record. The coding region runs from base 1 to 4062 and encodes 1353 amino acids. Gene Ontology annotation, biological process: mitochondrion organization; protein retention in Golgi apparatus; protein targeting to vacuole. Gene Ontology annotation, cellular component: extrinsic component of membrane. The transcript has 29 exons. Lineage: Eukaryota; Metazoa; Chordata; Actinopteri; Salmoniformes; Salmonidae.
AUGAUAGGCGUGGCGUGCACGCAGAGCGCCGGCGCGCCAGGUGGUGGCGGUGGUACAGAGCUCUAUCUGUGCGCCAGCGUGGACUCUCAUGGCAGUGGCAGACUUCUUCAUCAGGCCCCUGCCCCCAGCUGGCCGAGCUUCGGGAUAGAGCCCACUGACCCCAGAACAGGCUCCAGUCCCAGGACCAAGCUGCGUGCAGUCAUACUAGACCCAGAGGUGGUGUUUGUGGCUAACCUGAUGAGAGCCGACGCUCCGGCCCUGGUUACCUCCUUCCAAUGUGACUUCAGUCUGAUGCUAGAGCCUGGGGGAGGGCCCGGGGCCCCUGGGGGACAAAGCAUGACGGCCAACCUCAGAGAGCUCAAAGUUCUAGCCUGUCCCUUCAUCAGGACCAAUGAGACCAAGGUGGUCACUACGGUGCUACGUCCGUGUUCUGUCUUCCUGGAAACCAAAACCCACCCCAACCAACCCCUUUCCGGCUGUGUGACUGUGGAGGAAGUCAUUAUCAAAAUCUCCCCUGUCAUCCUGAACACAGUGAUGACCAUCACGGCAGCCAUGACGGCGAAACCCAAAGACGAGGCAGCAGAGGAGGAGAAGACCGAGGUCGGCAACCUGUGGUCCACCAUGAACAUCUACGCCUGCAACUACUGGUUCCUGGGAGUGGACUCUGCCAGCGAGGUGACGGAGAGUUUCAGUGACCAGGACGGCCGUAACUUUGGGGAGAGUUUCAAGGUGGAUGUGAAGGUUAUUCAGGUGACCAUGGAGUCUGGUCUGGGCCACAGGACGGUCCCCCUGCUGCUGGCUGAGAGCUCUCUGUCUGGGACGGCCAAGAACUGGUCCUCCCUCCUCUACCUCUGCUCUGACAUGACCCUGGAGGUGAACUACUUCAAUGAGACCCAUGCUGUCUGGGAACCGCUGAUAGAGAGAGUGGAGGACGGCAAACGCAGGUGGAACCUCAAGCUAGAGAUGAAGAACAACCCCGUGCAGGAUAAGAGCCCUGUUCCCGGGGAUGACUUCGUGGUUCUCCCCGAGCCACGCACCGCCAUCAACAUCUGUUCCAAAGACACCAUGAACAUCACCGUCUCUAAGUGCUGCCUCAAUGUAUUAACCAACCUGGCCAAGGCAUUCUCUGAGGGCACAGCCUCUACCUUUGACCACAGUCUGAAGGAGAAGGCCCCCUUCACCAUCCGUAAUGCGCUGGGCAUCCCUCUCACCGUGCAGCACAGUGCCAACCUGCGGGUGGUGGCCUCCCCUGGGCAGGGCAAGCUCCACGAGGUGGGGGUAGGGCAGAGCGUGGACCUGGAGUACUCUGGGUCGGGAACCUCGACACGGGGCAAACUGUCUGCUUUGCAACGCCAGGAGAGCUGCCUCUUCAACCUCAGCAUCGCUCCUACAGGUUACAGUGAGAUCUCCAACAUGGCGGUGGAUCAGCCUGGCAGGAGGCUGUAUAACGUUAGAGAUCCCGUGCUGCAGGAGAACGUGUCUGUGUUGGUACAGAUUGACGCCUCAGAAGGAAACAAGGUCAUCACCGUCCGAUCUCCGCUACAGAUCCAGAACCAUUUCUCAGUGCCGUUUACCAUCCUGAAGUAUUGUCCCAAAUCCAGAGGGAUGGUUAAUAUAGGACUGGCAGAGCCCGAGAAAGAGUCUGAUGUAGCCCUGGACUCCUACAGGUGUCAGCUCUUCCUCCAGCCAGCUGGGCACCUGGAGGGCCAGUACGGCCCGUCGUCUACCUGUAUCGCCUGGAAGGAGCAGGUCCACCUGAGCUCUGAGGUGCGGUCCCUUCUCCAGUGUCCGUCGGCAGACAGCAGCUUCCUGCCCCUCCAGGUGACCACCUUGGCCACACCAGAUCACCUGUCCUUCAUUUCCUCCCAGCGAGAGGACGACUGGGACCCUGCCUACGUCAUCCACCUUCACCCAGCUGUGACCCUCCGGAACCUGCUGCCUUACAGCAUCAGAUAUCUACUGGAGGGCUCAGCAGAGUUCCAUGAGCUCCAGGAAGGCAGCACGGCAGACGUCCUGAACGCCCGUAUAGGAGGUGAGAUCAUGGAGAUGGUCCUGGUUAAAUACCAGGGUCGGAACUGGUCCGGACGUAUCCGUAUCGCCCAGGACAUGCAGGAGUUCUUCCCCGUGUGCUUCACCUGCGACUCGGCCGAGAAGCUGAGCGUGGAUCUGAGCGUGCAUGUGGCGCGGCUGCAUGGACGUCUGACGCUGGCUGUGUUCAGCCCGUACUGGAUCGUCAAUAAGACGUCCAGGGUUCUGCAGUACCGCGCGGAGGACGUCUCCGUCAAACACGCGUCGGACUUCAGGGACGUCGUCCUCUUCUCCUUCAAGAAAAAGAACAUCUUCAGCAAGAACAAGCUGCAGCUCUGUGUGUCCACCAGUUCCUGGUCUGAUGGCUUCUCAUUGGAUACGGUGGGGAGUUAUGGGUGUGUCAGAUGCCCUGCCAACACCAUGGACUAUCUGGUUGGCGUCAGCAUUCAGAUGAGUAGUUUCAACCUGACCAAGAUGGUGACCAUGAGUCCGUUCUUCACGUUGGUCAACAAGUCUUCCUACGAGCUGGAGGUGGGAGAGGUGCAGACAGAGGAGGGCAGCGUCAACGGGAAGUGGCACUACAUCUCCUCUACAGAGUGCCUCCCCCUCUGGCCAGAGUUGAUCACAGGGAAGCUGUGUGUCAGGGUCGUGGGCUCAGACUCCAAGUCCAAGUCCUUCUUCUUCAACAAACAGGACAACGGCACCUGCUGCUGGGCAUGGAUCAGUAUGGACCUCUCUUCCUGUCUGUGUGUAUGGAGGUGUGAUGUGAACAUCUCAGACAACUCUACUGUGAUCAGCUUCACUGACUAUUAUGAUGGAGCUGCUCCAGCUCUCCUAGUCAACCACACACCCUGGGUUGUCAUCACCUACAGACAGAGCGGUUCCACAGAGAGCAGAGCGCUGAAUCCAGGAGAAGCCCAGAGGUUUGCCUGGGACAACCCUGCAGGGGUCCGCAAACUCAGCUGGAAGUGUCAGGAGCACAGCAGUGGAGACCUGGACCUGGUUAAGGAUGAGUGUGGUCAGUUUGCGUACGACGGUCUAUCCCAGGUCCACUGGGUGUCCUUCCUGGAUGGUCGCCAGCGCGUGCUGCUCUUCACCGAGGACGUUGCCGUGGUGACCAAGGCGCGGCAGGCGGAGGAGCUGGAGCAGUUCCAACAGGAAGUGAACGUGUCACUGCAGAACCUUGGCCUGUCACUCGUCAACAACGACAACCGCCAGGAGAUCGCAUAUGUCGGCAUCACCAGCUCUGGUGUGGUGUGGGAGAUGAGACCUAAGAGCCGAUGGAAGCCUUUCAACCAGAGGAACAUCAGGCUGUUGGAGAAGGCCUACCAGAAACACCUGGCUGGAGGCACACCUGAGCCCGGCUGGGUCAAACUGGAGACCAGCUUAGAGGUGAACUUUGGGAAGGUUCCCAUGGUGAUGCGUCAGCCCUUUUCCAGUACUAUCAGGAGGAACUUCCUGUCUGGGAUUCAGGUGGAGUUUAAACAGUCGCCUCAUCAGAGAAGUCUCCGGGCCCAGCUACACUGGCUACAGGUGGACAACCAGCUGACUGGAGCUUUAUUCCCCAUUGUGUUCCACCCUGUUCCUCCUCCAAAGUCCAUCGCUCUGGACUCAGAACCAAAGCCUUUUAUGGACGUCAGCAUCAUCACCAGGUUUAACCAACACAGUCAGGUCACGCAGUUCAAGUACUUCAUGGUUCUGGUCCAGGAGAUGGCUGUGAAGAUUGACCAGGGAUUCCUGGGAGCCAUCUUGGCCUUGUUCACCCCAGCUGCCGAAUCGCAUGUGGACAAACAGAAGACCAAGCUGAUAGAGAAGGACUUGGCGAUGUUACAGGCUGAAUUGAUGGAGGCGUCCAUGACCGACAACUCAGGCCUCAGCUUCUUUGAAUACUUCCACAUCUCCCCCAUCAAACUACACCUCAGUCUGUCUCUGGGCUCUAGUGGAGACGAGUCUGGUCAACAGGAGAUGAUGGCCAUCCAGUCAGUCAACCUUCUGUUGAAGAGUCUUGGAGGCGACACUGACCGACGUAGAUGACCUCAUCUUCAAACUUGCCUACUAUGAGGUAAACUACCAGUUCUACAGGACAGAGAAGCUGAUGUGGGCUGUGAUUAGACAUUACAGUGAGCAGUUCCUGAAACAGAUGUAUGUGUUGGUGCUGGGCCUGGAUGUCCUGGGGAACCCGUUCGGCCUGAUCAGAGGCCUGUCUGAAGGAGUGGAGGCCUUCUUCUACGAGCCCUUCCAGGGAGCGGUUCAGGGACCUGAGGA